Messenger RNA from Babesia bovis T2Bo, 1663 nucleotides. RefSeq names its product RNA pseudouridylate synthase family protein. Bases 127 to 1623 code for a protein of 498 amino acids. Gene Ontology annotation, molecular function: pseudouridine synthase activity; RNA binding. The transcript has a single exon. The record is from RefSeq and is a predicted model, not a curated record. Gene Ontology annotation, biological process: pseudouridine synthesis. NCBI's taxonomy places the organism in Eukaryota, Apicomplexa, Aconoidasida, Piroplasmida, Babesiidae.
UAAUUACCUUUACUGAUGUAAAGGUAAUACCAUUUCAUCUAGGUGUAUCUGUAGUUCUACAAUGUGUACUGUGUUUGGAUUUAAUUGGACUUGUACAGUGCUGUCUUCUUGGAAUGCCAUAUCUUUAUGUCAAACAUAUCCACGGUGUUAAUUUUGUUUGUUCAUAUCUUUACACUAAAGGAAUGUGGUACUUUCAAGACAGUGUUGCGAAUUCCAAGUGCCACAAUGACGGUCAACGAAGGCAAUGACGAUGGCUCAGCAUUGAUACGUAGUCGCCAUAAAAGGCAGAAGUUAAGUUCUAGGGCUGAUGACAACGCGUUACCAUCGAUUCCUGGACCCUGUGGUCCUGAUUCCUCUGAUACAAACGUGAAACGUGGCAAUCAAAUAUACUACUUCAAGGAUGGGUUCAGGAUAGUAUUGCCAUACAACCACGUCUAUGAGAGCUACACCAAGGGGAGAUGGUUUAAACGCAGGUUAUAUGAUGUACUUCGUGCAGAGUUUGCAGCUUUUACUGAUGAAUAUAUAAAACAUGCCUGUGUUCAUGGGUUGAUUAAAGUAUAUGACCGUGAGGGUAAUGAUUUAUAUCCGGACCCUGGUGACUAUGUCCUGGAGCAUAUAUGUCGUCCUAAUGAGAAGAUAUGGCAUUUAGCACUGGUUCAUGAGCAAAUGGCUCUUGACUCUAGUGUUCGCAUUCUCCAUGAGGAUGAUGAUUACAUCGCAGUAUCAAAGCCAUCUAGUUUGCCGCUAUAUCACACUGGUACUUACUAUUACAACACGCUAGUCGAGGUCCUGAAGAAUGAGGUCUUUAAGGAUAGCGCCAGGACCCUAUAUCCUGUGCACCGGCUAGACAAGCUGACAUCGGGUGUCAUUAUCCUUGCUAAAAGCAGCAAGGCCGCUUCGGAAUUUUGCGAGGGUAUACGUAACAGCAGAUUCCGGAAGGUAUACAUAGCUCGUGUUAAGGGUGAUUUCACCAAUGUAUUUGGUGACCAUGAGUGUAUCAGUAUAAAUGAUGGAAUAGGUGUUGGCAACGGUAGUGUUGCCUGCUGCCAUGGUUUCAUGAGAUGCGUAUCGCACAAGCUCAGUAUGCAUGAGUUUACUUUAGAUGACACGAAGAAGGACGUGAAAGUUGCUGAAACGCGUUUUCGCAUGUUAUCUUAUAACAGUUCCCUGGAUGAAUCAUUGUUGUUAUGCUAUCCUGUUACUGGUAGGACUCACCAAAUAAGGGCUCAUCUCAAAUACCUUGGUUACCCUAUAUCCAAUGACAAGUGUUACAACGAUGGCGAGUUAUCAUCGAGUGUGGAAUACUUCAAGCCAUUACCUAUAGUCCAUUGGGAGGUUAAUGAGCAGGGCCACUGGGUACUCCCUGAACUGGGAUUCAUAUCACCAGAGCCUGCCAAUGUCAACCAUGCAAGUGCAAAACACCACAUAGGACUCAAUAAGGUAGUUGAUGGCGUUCACGUGAGUCCUACUGGCAUAUUCCUCCAUGCCUUGCGGUACGUAUGGGAUGGUAGAAUCUCGGUAUCCGAUGACCCUCCACUUUGGGUCAAGGACUUUGACCUGGAUACUUCCAGGGUGUCCAUAGGCGAUCUAGACCUUUGGUUAGACACUGUCACUGGCAAGUAGCACUGAUGUGUUGAAGGCGACUAUGGAGUGUCGCGUAACC